Molecule: messenger RNA, 1809 nt
Organism: Fulvia fulva
Lineage: Eukaryota; Fungi; Ascomycota; Dothideomycetes; Mycosphaerellales; Mycosphaerellaceae
Product: Putative dihydroxy-acid dehydratase, mitochondrial
Exons: 1
Coding region: 1-1809 (602 amino acids)
Biological process (GO): branched-chain amino acid biosynthetic process
Cellular component (GO): mitochondrion
Molecular function (GO): dihydroxy-acid dehydratase activity
Source: RefSeq, a predicted model, not a curated record
AUGGAGAAAGUCAACCUCAAGAAGCAAUUCCAGCCACGGCCGCCGCAAGAAGAGUCCCGCUACCUGAACUUCAAGCACUCACAACCCGGCUCUGGACUGAACAAGUACUCGUCGACCCUCACACGCGAACAUGACUUCCCAGCUGCCCAAGCAAUGCUCUACGCUGCCGGCGUACCGAACGAGAACGCCCUCAAGAACUACCCACAAGUCGGCGUUGCAAGCGUGUGGUGGGAAGGCAACCCAUGCAAUACACAUCUUCUCGACAUUGGCAAAGAAGUGAAGCGAUGUAUAGAAACUCAAGAGAUGCUGGCAUGGCAAUAUAACACUGUCGGUAUAAGUGAUGGCAUCACGAUGGGAAGUGAGGGCAUGCGAUUCUCGUUACAGACAAGAGAGAUCAUUGCGGACAGCUUGGAGACUGUGACUUGUGCGCAGGCUCACGAUGCGUGUAUUGCGAUCCCUGGGUGCGACAAGAACAUGCCCGGUGUCGUGAUGGGCAUGGCUAGACAUAACAGGCCUUCGAUCAUGAUCUAUGGUGGAUCGAUCAACCCUGGAUUCUCGCCACUCCUUCAAAAGCCCAUAAACAUUGCUACAGUCCUAGAAGCACAUGGAGCCUACAUCUACGAUACGCUUAAGAACCCGCACGAUCCAAGCUCGACGAAGGAUGAAAUUCUAACAGAUCUCGAAAAGCAUUCGUGCCCCACGCAAGGAGCCUGCGGCGGCAUGUUCACAGCCAACACCAUGGCCACCAUGAUAGAGACAAUGGGUCUCUCUCUGCCCGGCUCCUCUUCGACUCCUGCCUCAUCUCCCGAAAAGAUGCGAGAAUGCAAAAAGGCCGCCGAAGCGAUCAAAAUUUGCAUGGAGAAGAAUAUCAGGCCUCGUGAUUGCAUGACCAAGAAGGCAUUUGAGAACGCCAUGGUCAUGAUGAUGGCUCUCGGCGGCUCUACGAACGGUGUCCUACAUCUUCUCGCGAUGGCAGGCACAGCAGAAGUAGAACUCACCCUCGACGACUUCCAGCGCAUCUCAGACAAGAUCCCCUUCAUCGCAGAUAUUGCACCAAGUGGGAAGUACCUCAUGGUCGACCUCUACGAAAUUGGCGGAAUCCCAUCAGUUCAGAAACUCCUCAUCGCCGCAGGCCUUCUCGACGGAUCCUGCAUCACCAUCACAGGCAAGACUCUCGCCGAAAACGUCGAAUCCUGGCCUUCCCUCAAGCAGGGUCAAGACAUGAUCCGCAGUCUCGACAACCCCAUCAAACCGACCGGCCACCUUGAAAUCCUCUACGGAAACCUCGCCCCCAACGGUGCCGUUGCGAAAAUCACAGGUAAGGAAGGUAUGAAAUUCGUUGGCAAAGCCCGCGUCUUCGAGAAAGAACACGAACUCGACGACGCCCUUAACAAAGGUCUCAUCCCCCGUACUGAAAACCUCGUCGUCGUCGUACGCUACGAAGGCCCCAAAGGCGGACCAGGCAUGCCAGAACAGCUCAAAGCUUCCGCAGCCAUUAUGGGCGCGGGUCUCAAGAACAUCUCACUCAUUACGGAUGGGAGGUACUCUGGUGCUAGUCAUGGUUUCAUCGUGGGACAUAUUAGUCCUGAGGCGGCGGUGGGUGGGCCUAUUGCUGUGGUGAGGGAUGGGGAUGUUAUUACGAUUGAUGCGGAUAAAAAUAGGAUCGAUUUCGAUGUGAGUGAAGAGGAGUUGCAGAGGAGGCUGGACGAGUGGAAGCCGCCCAGGGCGCCGGUGACGAGGGGUGUGUUGGCGAAGUAUGCGAGGUUGGUGGGUGAUGCUAGUCAAGGGGCCAUGACGGAUUUGUGGUAG